AUUAUUCCGCGUUGGCCUGGACGUGGCACCGAGGAGGAGCCGCCGUUCUCCGCCUGUUUUCUCCGCUCGUCUACCCGCUGUUCUCCGCCCGUUCUCCGGCUCCGACCAGCAGCUUCCCCCGGACCGACCGGCCGACUCUCCCCGCCAGGUGUUGCCUAACCGCCCGGGACUCUCGCUGAAGAUGGGUCUGACCAUCUCGUCUCUGUUCUCCAAGCUCUUCGGGAAGAAGCAGAUGAGGAUACUGAUGGUCGGUUUGGACGCAGCCGGUAAAACCACGAUCCUGUACAAGCUGAAGCUCGGAGAGAUCGUCACCACCAUCCCAACUAUCGGUUUUAACGUGGAGACGGUGGAGUACAAGAACAUCUGCUUCACAGUCUGGGACGUCGGCGGUCAGGACAAGAUCAGGCCUCUGUGGAGACACUACUUCCAGAACACACAGGGUCUGAUCUUCGUGGUGGACAGCAACGACAGAGAGAGAGUAGCAGAGUCGGCAGAGGAGCUCGGCAAGAUGGUCCAGGAGGACGAGCUGAAGGAGGCGGUGCUUCUGGUGUUCGCCAACAAACAGGAUCUUCCCAACGCCAUGGGAGUCAGCGAGCUCACCGACAAACUGGGUCUGCACAGCAUGCGCAGCAGAACCUGGCACGUCCAGGCCACCUGUGCCACUCAGGGUACAGGUCUUUACGAGGGUCUGGACUGGUUGUCCAACGAGCUGUCGAAACGCUAAACCACCUGACAGGAAGCAGGAAGCAGCAGACUGAUGUCACCGACUGAUGUCACCGACUGAUGUCACCGUGUACAAACGGAGGGGGAGGAGCUUCACAGGACUGUUUGGUUUCUUCUUUUUUUUUAAAUUAUAAAUGUGUGUCUGUAGGAGGAAGUGAUGUCAUGGACUCUGAGCUCACCUUGAUUUCCCAUCAUCCUCUUCUUCUUCUUCUUUUUCUGUUCUUCCUGCAGGUUUUUGGGGGUUUUUUUCUUUUAAUCCGCAUGUUUUAACUCAUGUGACAGGAUGUUGUGGAAGAGGAGGGGCGGGGCUUACAGCAGGUGACAGUCACCUGGGGGGCCAGGUGGGCGGAGUUUAUGGCAGGUGCCCGUUACCUGGAGGUCAGGGGGCGGGGUUAAUGGCAGGUGACAGUCACCUGGUCGUGUGAUGACUCAUUCCACAGAGCCGAGCCUGUCGGCCUCGUCAUUCCUUAUUAAUGUGAAGAAGAAGAAACGCAGCGACAACGAUGAUGCAAUAAAGGUUUUUUUUUUCUUCUCACGUG
Stegastes partitus (bicolor damselfish) is the source of this 1262-nucleotide messenger RNA. Its product is annotated as ADP-ribosylation factor 4. NCBI's taxonomy places the organism in Eukaryota, Metazoa, Chordata, Actinopteri, Pomacentridae. The transcript is spliced from 6 exons. Gene Ontology annotation, molecular function: GTP binding; GTPase activity. Bases 182 to 724 code for a protein of 180 amino acids. The record is from RefSeq and is a predicted model, not a curated record.